UGCCGGGUGUGGUGCCAGGCGUGGGUGCCAGGCCCUGGUGCCGCCAGUGUGGGACUAGCUGCCCCGAACUUCACUACUCUCCUCGUAUCUACUACCAACACACACAAACUGACAGUGAAUAGUGAACUAGGUGCUGCAACACUUAAGUGUCUGAUCAAACGAAACUUAAAUCAUAAUCAGUUAGUGUCACGAAUAUAAAAGACGCAUUCCAGCAAGAUGCCUGGAGAGAGUCGUGGAGAUGUGCCGGCAGCUGUGCCCUUGCAGAUUGCUCUGCAGGCAUCUGGAGCUUCCUUAACCAACAGCCACACCCCAGCAGCCUGUGCAGAAUGCAAGAAGCCAUCCACUAUCGUGUGUGGCGGCUGCUGGCAGCUGGGGUUCUGUGCCCGUGAUCACCAGCUGAGUGGAUGGGAGAAGCACAGGCCCAAAUGCCGUCCCUGGCGUAUCGGGUGUUCGUCUGAACUGGGUCGGUUCAUGGUGGCCACUAGAGAUAUCGCCGCUGGAGAGCUGCUCUUAGAGGACCAACCCCUUCUGCUAGGUCCUAAGAUGAUCACGGAACCCGUCUGCCUUGGAUGUUACCGCCCCGUGAACGGUGACUACCAGUGUCAAAGCUGCGGGUUUCCUUUGUGUGGCCCACAGUGUGAAGACACAGAUGACCACGAGGCCGAGUGUAAAGCCGUCAGAGAUUCGGGCAUCCCCGUCAAGGUUUCAGUGUUUGGCGAGAUUAACAGCAUGUACGAGUGUAUCACACCAGUGAGAAUCUUAGCUCUGAGAGACGAUGCACCGAGCGUGUGGAACAAGUUAAUGACGCUGGAGAGCAACAGCGACAUGCGUGACGGCACUGAGGUCGCUGCUAUCACACAGCAGACUGUUGUUGACAUAAUACACGACAGACUGAGACUCGAACAGUUCGACACAGAAAUAAUUGAGAAGGUUUUGGGUAUUAUUGAUACCAAUGGUUUUGAAAUCCGUCUGCCAGACUCAAGCAUCUUAGGAGUGUAUGCAACAGCGUCUAUGCUGGAGCACGACUGUGUUACCAACACUCACCGGACAUUCGAUGCUGAUCUAAACUUGGUAGUAAGAGCAGCCAUUCCUAUUAAACGCGGGGACCACCUCACCUCUUGUUACACCGACCCCCUCACUACCACUGCCACUAGACAAGAGCAUCUACGCUCUUCAAAAUAUUUCAUUUGUAGGUGCAAACGCUGUGUAGACCCCACUGAAUUAAAGACCUACGUAUCUGCACUUAUAUGUGCCGACUGUGUCAAGAAGCAAGCUGAAGAAGAGAGUAAAAAGAAGAGCGCAGCGCAGGGGAAGCAGGCAGGUGGGCGAGCAUCGAGAGGGAAGCCAGGAGGCGUCAUGAGCCGCAUCAACCAGAUCCAGUCAACGAGCAAAGGUGACCAAUCGUCCAGUAAGGAAGGCGGUGCAGAAAGCAGUGAGGAGCCAGGCCCCUGGAUCGUCCCACAGGAUCCACUGUCACCAUCUUCAAACUGGAAGUGUCUAUCGUGCGGGUACCCCACCACGGAUGACUAUCCGGACAGGAUAACUGAGGUGGUGGCAGAAGAGGCAGAGGAAUUAGAGGCAUCGUCUGCCACAGUGGCCCAGUGCGAGGCCUUCCUUGAGAAGUGGAACCACCUCUUCCACCAGGAUCAUGCUAUCUUCAUCAAUAUCAAGUACGCGCUGCUUCACCUCUACGGGAGUGAGGAUGGGUACGAGUUGGACGAUCUUUCCCCUAUACACCUGGCCAGGAAGGAGGAGCUGUGUCGCCAGGUACUCAAAAUCGCUGACGUCCUCGUCCCAGGCAUCUCUCGGCUACGUGGGUCAGUGUUGUAUGAACUCUACCAGGCACUGUACUACAAGGCUCAAGCACUCUUCACAGUUGGUGCUGCCACCAGCGAGCAGGCCCGCAGGAUAGCUAUGGACGCGAUGACAGCCUUGAAGGAAUGUGCUCGUAUCUUGAGUUACGAGCCGGAGGUGCAGCCAGAGGGUCAGCUGGGACUUGAAGCCAAAGACGAAAUCAAGAAGCUGCAACAGUGGAUAAAAGAAGAGGGAUGGAAGUUUUGAGAACUGAGUCAUACAGUACCACAUGAUAUAUUUUGGUUUUAGCUUAAAAUCCAAUCGUAUGUUCUAUGUAUCCGAAACAGGUGUGUUCAGACGUUCUUAAAAAAAAACGGUAUUAGUGGUUUAGGUAACCGAAAUUGGCCUAAUUUACUGAAAUUCUAAGUAAAGAAUACCUUAAACUACCAUUAUGUAGUUGCCCUGUCAGUAAUUACAAGUCUUCUUGAAAUACUGGGAAAAGAGCGUCCUACCUGUGUGGCAGAAGGUAAUAGUGUUCUACUUUAUAUUACAUUUGAGUAGGUAUAGUCUCGACGGUGAAGACCUUGUAAUUAAUGGAGAUGCUUUAUUUAUUAUUAUUAUUAAAUAUUAGCCGGUAUUCUCCCGGCCCGGGCCUUUUCCAAGUGGUGGCCCGGCCUUGGCUCCCUCUUUAGGGAGUGUCUGAGACCUAAGUCUCCCAUGGAAGGAGGCACAAGUACCUCCUCAUCUUUGGGACCAACUGUCCCCAGGCCUAGCCACAAACUAGGCCUCUCUGGUCUGCCAUCCCCGCCCCAAGGGGGCUAAUGGGAAUGACAGUCUUAUGAGCUAAAGGCUCGGGCUCAGGCACCUACCCUACCCUAGAAGGGUUAGGCAUGGUGUCGAUAUGGAGAUGCUUAAGUUUCUCUCAAGGAUCCCAGUGGAAAUAAGUCACUUUGACUUUUCUGGGUUACCCUAUGUAAUUUACACUAUAUAUAACAAUUGUACUUUUGUGUACCUGUACCUAAAUAAACUUAUUUACUUACUUGCUAUUUUGCCAGGAGGGAUAUAUGAGUCAUUUAUUUUUACAAGGGUUACCCUUCAAUUGGAAAGAAAUUUGAGUAAAAGAAAAUAAAAAUUGAAGGGUAACCAUCUUAAAAUACCCUGGAUGAUCAAGCCCUACUUGGUUUGGUGUUACGUUGGAUUAAGCCACUUUUUCUGUCGUUUGUUAGAGCAGUUAUUUAAUAAUUUUUUAUUUACCAAAUGUAUUAUGUAAUAUGCAGUAUGUGAAUACGUAUCACAGAAGAGUAUUAAUCUCAGCCUUUGUUGGGUCAGGCAGAACAUACCUUGAAGGAUAAUGUACACUGAGAGCUGUGUGUGUCACUUAUUACAAAGGCUGAAAGUUGACAUAGAUUCCUAUGGUAGGGUUUAAAAUGUGUUUAACUGCUGGUGAAAAGACCCGGUGUGUAGCCGAAAGGCUUUAAACCCAGUGAACCAACCAACCUCAAGUUGGAUUUGUUAGUGUAAGAAGUUCAUGGUGAUGUGUUAGAUAAACGUGAAUAUACUGUGAAUAUAUUUGUGGUAUACGGUACAGAUAAGUUACUACAUGUGCAACAGUUAGGUGUCUUUAUUCCGAAACUUUUCACUUACACAGUAGGUUUCUUCGGUCGAAAACAGAGGCAGCAGAAGCAGUAGACAUGUAAAGACGAUGUAAACAGUGCAUCACCAUCGAAGAUGGUGGUCAGUCCCUCAGCCUGGAGAAGAGUUCUGCUCCAGAGUCUGGAACAUUGAGAAGCCGAAGUAACGGAAUGGAAUGGAGACAUAUACAUACUGUUAAUGGUGAGGUCCCAGAUACUCUUGACAGGACAGGCAGUGCCUUCUGUACUCGACUGAAAAAGCCUAGUGUGUGGGCGAAACGUUUCAGAAUAAAGACACCUAACUGUUGCACAUGUAGUAACUUAUCUGUUGCACAUGUGUCCUACUUAUAAUGAAUACAUGUGACACAUUGUUAACAUAUGUGGGACCAAUCUCAAACAACAAGAGAUCCAUGUCUAAAGCAUAUGUCAACACAUGAUCUAACAAAUGAACAAUAGCCAUUCAUCACAUAGAUAUAACCUAUCAUUAACAUAGCUAAGAUAUCAUUAAGUCAUAAGAUUAUUUAGCUUAUCAGUACUGAGGUUUUGUAUCAAACAUGUGUGAUAAUAAUUAAAAGAAGUAGCUGGCACUAUUCUCUGACUGCUCCGGCAUCAGCGGCUGGUCACUUACAGAGAUAUACCUGGAGUAUACCUGGAAUAUGCCUGGAGAGGGUUCCAGGGGUCAACACCCCUGCAGCCCGGUCUGUGACCAGGCCUAAAACUGUGGAAAGCUUCACGAUUUUUCGUAGCAUUGAAAACAUUGAAAAAAACUUCAAUUUCAAUAACCCAGGUCAGUGUGAAUAUAUUUCAGUCUACAUAAAACUCUAACCUCCCGUACAUAGUGCCAGCUAAGUCAUUAGUAACUAAAUGAAAAUAAAAUCCUUAUUAUUUUCUCUAAUUCUUAAAACAAUAAUGGAAACAUUAAUAAAGGUUUUACGUAAUAAGAAGCCUAUAUCAUUCUGCAAAUAUUCUGUGUUGUACAACUUUGUAAAGCGUAAUAAUGUAUGUCUUAAAAUACAAGUGAGAACCAGGA
This is a messenger RNA of Cherax quadricarinatus, 4455 nucleotides long. RefSeq lists its product as uncharacterized. NCBI's taxonomy places the organism in Eukaryota, Metazoa, Arthropoda, Malacostraca, Decapoda, Parastacidae. The record is from RefSeq and is a predicted model, not a curated record. Gene Ontology annotation, molecular function: protein binding.